This is a messenger RNA of Ceratina calcarata, 9781 nucleotides long. Its product is annotated as telomere-associated protein RIF1. Gene Ontology annotation, biological process: telomere maintenance. The transcript is spliced from 6 exons. The record is from RefSeq and is a predicted model, not a curated record. Lineage: Eukaryota; Metazoa; Arthropoda; Insecta; Hymenoptera; Apidae. The coding region runs from base 605 to 8482 and encodes 2625 amino acids. Gene Ontology annotation, cellular component: nucleus; chromosome, telomeric repeat region.
ACAUCACGAAAAAUAUUCAAAACAAGUGAACAACUUCAUUUCCAUUUUUAUUUCUUACAUACUUCACGCGUAACAAAUGGAACACGUCCGUAAGAUUUUUAUUGAUAUUCACUUUUUUGAAUCCUGUCGUGUAACUAAUAAAGUGUCCUCGUAAUUUACGCUCGUGAGAAACGGAAGAACAUUGUCGUUCGUCUACUAACGUGAUCGUUCACAUUGAAAUUCGAAAUACUGUAAAUUUAUUGAAAACAGAAUCUGAAUUGCUAUUGCAAACUCGUCGGGAAAUGUAAAACCUUUAAGAUAAACCGUUACAUAUAUUGUAUGAUUGUCGAUUGUAAAUUGUAAUUCUACUUGUGAAUAAUUUUGUUUGAAUGUCUAAAAAAAAGAUGUGUACUUCCUAAAAGGAAAUCGGUGAGCGAACUCGUUUCAAUGGCUUUGUGAAGCGCACAGCGCACAGUUCCGAAGGGCGCGGGAUAGGUUCACCUUAUCGUCAUUUCAAGAUUUGCGCGGAAAAUCCUCUCUGGUAUAUUCGCUGAUGCGAUGAACGAGAUUCUCUCGUCAUAACUUUUCUUUGGGAGAAACACAGAUCUUUAGAAAGGCUUUCAACAUGCAGUCUCUCCCGCGAAUACUGAAAAUGUUGCGGGAAAAUAGCAACAUCAAGGAAAAACGCGAGGCUUUAACCUACAUUCGCAGCAAUAGCAGAAAAUUAGAAUCUACAAAGGGUAUUAAGGAGGAACAAUACAAAGAAUUGUGUAAACUAAUUGUAGAUGCGUUUGCAUAUGGAAAUAAUGAUAUACAAAAUGAAGCAUAUGAAACGUUAAAUGUGGUCAUUCGAGAGUUUAAAGACCAUACUCUGAAUCUAUUUGAAGCAAUGUCACAAAUAAGUCAGAAGCAUAGAUUAAAAAUUCUUAAAUUAUUAGAGGUAGUUGAAGAGAAUGCUGUAUCAACAUUCGCUAAUGACCCACACGCUGUAAACAUUUUUAAUAAUUGUCUAUGUACAAUACAAACAAAUACAAUGCCCUGGAUAGCACCAACUGCUUGUGUAGACAAUAUUCAGGCACUAAUAGAAGCUGAGAGCAAACAAUUAUCAGAAGACCAAAGAUUACAAGAGGAAACAAUUAAUUAUUGUAUAACUUUCUUAAGGAGAUUGUAUAAAAUCGCUGAAAUAACAUCAGACAUCAAAACUCAAAGGUUUAAUGCGCUAUUGAUGGAUAAAGUAGUACUGUUAGCUUAUAUGGGUCAUAAAAGACAAAGAGGUCCUGCUUUGAAACUUCUGCAACAAGCUCUAGCUACAGAUAUAGUGACACACGUUCAUACUAAAUUACCGAACGUAUGGAAUCAAUAUGUGGCAGCGUUGCAAUCUACGUAUUGGAAACGUAUGUUACUUUUAGUAUCUGCUUGUGAAUUAGAUUGGGCCACGCAAUGGAAUAUUAGCAUUCAGUUUCUUGGUAUGCAUCUUCACCGUGGUGCUAGUUUAAUAAAUAAUUUGCUAAGUGUCGAGGAGAAGGCGUUUAAAUCGACAGACACAAUUAUACGCAGACAAGCGUUUCUUUCAUGGAAGUUACUAGCCGACAAUUUCGCUCUAGACCCACAAGAGCUUGCCACUCCUAGACGGAUAAAAUUAUUGUGCAUCCCGUUGAAUGCUAAGAACAGUAAAACCGAGUCGAUAGCAUUAACGAAAUUGGAAGUCUGGUGGCAUGUAAUUAUUAAACUUUAUAAGGACAUCGCUAAAUGUGUAAAUCCUGUAAUUACACAGUUCUUGAACUUUUGUUUUGGACCUCUCGGAGACACACCGUUUUUGUCCUCAAAAUUUGACAUAAUUGCCUCGCCAGGAAAGAGAUUCUUUAAAACGAAACUCGUUGCUGUUGACGCUUUAUGCCAGCUCCUUGUCACAAAACAAGAGAACGCAGUGUUUUCUGCAAUUUUGGAAGAACGACUCCCGCAUUCUAUAACUGAUGCCGUCUUCCAACAAUGCUAUCAGAGCAUUAUUCACAGUGUCGGAGAAGCUCUGCUUGUCCUCAGCCAACUCACAGAUGCAGAGAUGAAAAACAGAUAUCAGCUUGGUAAAAUAUUGUGGACGAGUUUAGUUAACUACAUGCAAGAAUCGAAAAUGGAAGACAAAGGAGUUAUGUACAAGAACAUAGUAUCAGUGAUCACGGAGUUAACAAAUUACGCUGGGAAUAAACCAAUGAUCAAAAAUUUAAUAUUGGACUUAAUCUUAUUCGAAAUUACCGACCUGAGUAAGAAUUUUAAUUUUCAAGAUGACACAUUGUCGGGAUUACUUUUCAAGUUUCUUCAAACUCCUUCAAUCAUGAACGAAACGGAUAAAGAACAUUAUGGUGCAUUAAAACGUCUACUUUGGCAUUGUAUCAAAUCUCAAACGGAGAAUGUGUAUUAUGCGCAUGCAUUUACUUGUCUGAAGAAAAUGAAUUAUACUCUACAUGAAUCGUGUGCGGCCGUUAAAAAGGAAACUGUUCUUGAACUGUGGCAUAUUUUGGCUGACGUGUUAGGGAAGUAUAUGAGCGAUAUACAAGAAAUUAACGAAGGAACCACUGCAGAUCAUAAUUUAAAUACUGUUGAAUCCAUAGUAGCGUUCCCAUUCGCUCAUUUAUGUACAGAUGAUCCAGAAAAAAUUCAAGAAAUAUCGAAAGCUUGGAAACACUUGUACAAACAAUUCGAAAUGCGAACAGAUCUUAUGUCAAGCGUGAAAUCUAACGAGAUAUUAUUGAAUAUUGCAAGUAAAAUGCAAGACUGUUUGAGAAAAAAUGGCAAAUCUUCCUCUCUUAUCAUACAAUGUUUGGAUGUUCUAUUAAGUACCAUCAACUACAAACUGUUGCUGGCGUACACGGAAGUUCCAUCGAUUGCGCAUCUUCUUGUGGAGCUUAUAAUAUAUUUCUUACAUAAUAGUAAGAGUAACGAAUGUGAAUUUGCGAUUAAAGCUUUGUCAUCAGUAAUUAUCAGUAUUUAUGUCCAAAGUAUGGAAAAAGUACUUCCUUAUUUGCACGUGUGUAAACCUGCAAUAGAGUCCAUGCUCCAAACGACGUUAGAAGAGUUGCACAAAGAAGUGAAAAAUACGUGGGAAACUGUACUUAUUGUCUUCAAAGGUCUUGAUAAAGAAAUAAAUUCCGAUCUUAUUUUAUUAUACAAGAAAGCAAUUAUCCAAGCACUGAAUCAUCCAUACGUUGAGAUACAAAGUCAAACACUAGACUGGUACAGUGAUUUAUACGAAUCGCGAAACAUUCUAGGUAAUGGUAGGAAAUUACUGUUGGAAGAUAUAGAGAAAGUGGGCAAUUGGACACGUGGACAAUUCAUGAGUAAAUAUGAAGUCAACGGGAAGAAAAAGAAUCAAGUCGAAAAACCAGCUGAUUCAGUGAAGAUAGUUAGCAGCUUACAAAAAUCUACUAGUCAGAAAUCAACAGUCAAAGAAAGUGACAAGAAGACAUCGGUUGAUACAAAAAGAAUAUCAAUUGAUUCUGACUCUCAGGAUUAUGUCCUGAUUAAGACAGAUUUGAAAUUCGAUGUAAAUCGUUUAACGGAGCAUCAAAAGGAAUCUCUUAAACGUAGAAGGGAAGACAUACAAGCGAUAUAUACCGAUUUGUCACAGUCGUCUUCACAAGAUACUGAAAAUCUGCAAGAAUGGUUCGACAAGAAGAGUAAAAGUUUAGAGGAAACAGAAAAAGGACAGAAUAAGAAAGAAAACUCUUCGAUAAAAAGCAUAUUGGACGACGAUGCAAACAAAGAAAACAAGAUCGAGGCGAAAGAAUUAGAAAUGAUCAGUAGACCGAUUGAACAUGAUACGAAGCCGGUAGAAAGCGUUGGACAAAAUUCGACGUUAGAAAUUGUACAGAAAGUAAAAAGUAGUGUAGACCAUAAUGAAAAUUCAACUAGAGGAAGUCAGGUGGUAAUUGCCGACAAGACCACCUUUGACAUCGCUGAAACGAAACCGUCAGCAGAUUUCGUGACAAAAGACGUGAAAUCCACCAAUCAGGAGGAAUCUUCAGAAAACAGAGAAGACCAAAGACUAUCUCCGUCUAUGUUAGAUAGUGGUAAACGACGUAGCCGUUAUAGUUUUCCUGGGAGAUCUAAUACUUUAGCAAAAUCAGAGGAUGUUGCUAGCAGUCAACCAGGACAAUCAAGUACUGCUCAAACCUUGCAAAGAACAAGGACGAAAGCGAUGCGAAGCCAAUUUGAAAAUCUAAUAAGGAUUAACAAGCAACAGUCUUUGGAUAACGUAGAAAAUAAAUUGGCCAAAGAGGAUAAAAGAGGUACUAAACGUAGAUCAGUUUUGGAAGACGAAACUGAAGGACCUGUCCACCGCCAACGAAGGAAAAUUACUCAGUUGGACCCGAUCAGCGAUGACGACAGUGUUAAGUCCGCGGAACAAGAUAGUGCACCAUUCAAUUUAGAAGACAUGAGUCAAGUCGACAAACGUACAAGAAAGGAGAUGCACCGUUUACGUAUAAAUAUGAUAUUUGACAGUCCCUUAUCAACCUGCCGUCGAUCAAAGGCUCACGAAGACAACACUAGAGAAGUCACUCCCAAGAGGCAAUCUCCGGAAUUGAAGAAUUCUAGAUCGAAGAUUCCAGAGCCAAAGGGCAAAAGCAGUAAACCGGCUAGAAUGAAGAAACCAGAUAAAACUACAGAGGUAAAAAAAGUUGACGACGUAAAAAAAUCUUCGCCGAAUAAGAAGAACGAAACAGAUGAGGCGAGAAGCGAAGAGAGCAAUUCAUCAGAUAGUAAAUCAAGUAAUCGCACACAAGAGACAGAUAUUGAAUCUGGGCUUGCCGAUGAAAACAUUCAAAUCGAGAAUGACACGGAAGAUAUAAUAGAAGAUUCUCAAUUACUCAAACUGGACAAGAAUAGAAUAUGUAAUAUAAAUAAAGUACAACAAAAUGUUGACAUUAGUAAAACCGAGAGCGCGAAGGAAGCUUUAAAAAGUAAUGACAUGUUAGAAACGGAAGCAGAAGAGAAACGGGAUGAUGAAAAUGUUCAGGAAGAAAAGAUCUCAAAAAUGAUACAUGAUGAUAAAUCUAAGGAUAACGGUAAAACGGUCAGUAAUGAUAAACUGAGUAAUGUAAUCGAAGACAUAAAUGAGGACAUAUCCAAAGAAAGUCAAACUCAAUCUCAGGCUGAUACGAAAGAUAUUAUAGAAAGUUCUCAAGAAUUAUCCGGAACAGACAAGAAAUCUAACGAUGUGCAGUGCAUGAUUAAAACUCGUAAAGUUGAGCACACUUCUCCCUCAGCGAGAACUAACGAAACUGUUGUCGAAGAUCGCGAAAUAACUGACAUUGAUUUGAAUUGUGAUAAUGACAAUAACGAAGUUCCUAGAAAUAGUGUUAAGGCAUUUGAUGAGGUCAAUGAAGUCUGUACCGUGGAACCAAAGAUUUCGACUCACGUCAUCGAGACCAGUCCGUGUGAUAAUGAAAAAGAUGUUGCACCUGAAACGCAAAAGAUAAACGACCCAUCGACGUCUAAGAUAUCACUCGACUUCCCGUCGCCUAAGAGUAACGUUAAGCGUCAGAUGAAAUUUAAACCUUAUUCAGGGCAAGGACGCGCGGCUCACAUGCUUGGAUUGGUAACGAAGCAGGCAAGAAUGGAAGCUGAGGCGAACGUUAUAACUUUAGACGACGCACCGCCGGUUAAAAAGACAAAAGGAAAGGAUACUGAGAACGAUACAGUACUUAGUAAAAAAGAACAAGCAACGACGUUGAAGGAAACUGAUAAAGUGACGACAGCAUGUAGUAGCAGACAGGAGAAGAUAUUCAGUAAUAUGAGAUCGGCAGAUUAUUGUUCGUCGCCUUCGAUGAAAUUAUUUUCAAGUUUGAAAAAUGACGGAGAAAAGUUUUUCUCAAAGGACAAAUCGAUCGAUUGUAUACCUUUGCAAACCGAAGCUCAGAUUGACAAAUCGAGCGACGAGACUUCAGCUGAAGCAGUUGAAUUGCCGAUUUUGGAAUGGUCGAGUGCAAACCCACCUUCGUUAACUGCGUCUCCAAGCGCAAGCAUAUUGAAACGUCAACGUCAAUCUUUCCCAGAACCGGAUCCGGAGUCUACAACUCCUAGUAAGAGGAAAAGGGUAAGCUUCGCGGAUCCUCCAGUUUCAAAGGAAAUGGGAUACGAGACCACUGAGUCACCUCAUAAAUCUAAUAAAUUUGCUUCACGUAGUCUUUUGAUGCGUAAAGAUUCACCGUUCAGAUUGAAACAUACUAAACACAGAAUGAUGUCAAUCGACUUAGACAAACUGGACAACACUGAGGAUGUUGAUCCGGCGAGUACGACCGAGGUCGAUUUACAGUGUGAAAGAGAAAAUGAAAUGUUAACAAAAAUAGCUGAAGAAUUAGAAUACACGGAGUGCGUUAUGGACACACAGACAUUGUGCGGCGCUACAGAAAAUGAAUCUACUUCAGCUAACACACAUCAAAUUAAAAUGGAGAAGUUAAGUGGCGAAUUCCAAGUUACUGAAGGUUUGACAUUUUCUAAACGCGUAGAAGCAACUACAGCGAAAAAGGACGAAAUACUAGAAAUGUCGAGAAAUUCCAAUAGUAGCUUGGAGUGUAACGAGCUGGACGAUUCAAAAACGCAAGAAGACAUAUUUGCUGGAAAACAUACAGAACAUGAUUAUUCUAUGAAAAUAUCAAAAGUCAAUUCUAAUCUUGGUACGGCUGCUGCACAAACUACAACUGUUGCUAAUUCGAUAAUGUUGGAUUCUCUGAAAUUCAAUGUUGAAAAUGAGUCCAUAAUAGAACAUUCAUCGGAGAAACGUACGAAUUCUGAGAAUUUAGAGGAUACAGUAGACGCAGCGAAUCUCACUGGAUUGAAUUCUUCAGCAAAUUCUGAUGAAAUUUUCUGCAACAAAUUAAUGAGAACCAGUACACAGACGUCGGAGAAUAUACAAGAUCAAGAUACUCUGCCAGUAACAGAUUCAGUAUUCGCAAGUUUACCUUUAAGUCAAGAGAGCUCGAACGAGUUUAAUGUAGAAAUUCCACACCCUGAAUUAUUAGAUUCCAUUCAUCCAAUAUAUCCGGCUUUAACGUCCUGUAAAAAACCCGUAGCAACUAUCAUUGAUCAUUUAACGUAUCCUCUCUGGGCGCAAAAUUUGUCCGCCCACUUGAUGAACAAAAAUAUUCAGACCAUUGGCGAUCUUGCUCGAUUAUCUGAACGUGAAAUAAAUAGAAUUCCCGUAAAGGGAAAUUCGAAAGUAGAGUUUGUGAAGAGUAUCCUAAAAUGUUUUGAGAAAAUGUGCACUGUAAAAGAAACGACCGAAGAUUCGCGUAGUGACAAAGUUUCUUUUUCUGUAAAUACCAAUGUACCUACAUCCACACCGAAAGAAAUGCUACAAGAUAAUGAAACGCAAAAUAAUUCAGUAAACAACAGCAUACUAGUAAGUCAACCAAGCAGCCAUAUAUUUGAGAGUAUGGUUGUAUCCGAAAAAAAUGCGGCCGAGAUGUCUAAAGACGUCGAUAUCACGGAAUGCAUCCUGCAAGAGCCUGGACCAUCUAAGGCAGUUACCGGUUCUGUAACAGAAAGUGCAGUGAAUUCAUCUACUCCUGUCAGCAAUGCAACUCCAGUAACUCCAAAAACAAAGACUGUUGGAACUUGUACUAGUAGCGAUUCGGUUUACUUUUCGAAGACAGUAGCGAACAAAGCGACAAAAUCUGUGGCAGCGCAGAUGGCCUUGGCAGAUUUAUUGGACGAGAUUGACGUUAACUUGGUAUUAGAAAGUGCAGCAAGGAGAUGCUCUCCAGAGAAACUUCUUCUGCAAUACAAGGAUAAAAUGCGACAUGUGCCACAAGUGGAGUUGGAAACCGAAACCUUGAAGGUAUUAAGUUCUGAAAGGAUAAACUAUAACGAAGUUACGUUGAAGGCGGCAUGUCGUGCUUGUGGAGUGAACAAAGUUUUGUUACGCCUCCCCGACAUUUUUAGUGCCGACAAAGAAUUUUUCGUGAAAGUACUGAAUACCUAUAAAAAAAAAAUUAGGGCCAGUGAUUGCUUGAACAUUCUCGACUUCAACGAGAUUAAGGACGCUGUCUGUGAGAAAUGUACGACAUCGGAGAUUGCGGACAUGUUUUCAAAAAAGUUGCAAGAUGAAGAGCAACAGGGGACAAGGAACUCAAUGACAGAGUUGCCUAUCUUAGAUAGCUAUUUGUUGUUAAAAAGGAUGCCGAUGGACGUGAUUAUUAGUAACACCGUGGCGAACGAUGAGCUGAUACCGUCGGCAGUUGUAUUAGACAUAGCUUUGCAAAACAAUAGCGCGAACGUCAUAGCGCAGGCUCUCAAAUCUCAAUCCCCAUCCGUUAUGAAGACCGUUUUCGAUGCGCUUUGGUCUCCCGAAUUCGCGGCUAAGCACAUGCUGGAAUCUAGCGAAUCCAAGGAGGAUUUGCUAAAGAUCUUCAAGGAAGUUAGCUCAAAAUUAAGCAAAGAAGAUCUUCUACAAGCUUUCUACGAGUCCAUGAAUGCUAAGCUACUGAUAAAGGAAAAGAAGAAUUAAAAUUCGCGAUUGUAUCUAUCAGAAUGAUACACGGUUCUCGUAAAUGUGUAUGAUAUUUAUUAAUAAUAUUAUUUGUAUUCAUAAAUUGAUUCUCCAUAAUACGAUGCGUCACGUGUAUGAUACCAUUCUCCUUUUCAUCAAAUUCUGUAGAGGGAUCGUCAUUUAAUUGCAGACUUUUUUUGUUAAGGGAUCGAAUAUAUUUAUUUCGCAUUGUCUUUUGAAAUGUUGGUUAAAAUUGUAUUGAGUUGGAACUCUUUUCGCAUCAUCUAUCUCACAAAUAUUAUUUCGGAAACUAAUUAAAACAAGGAAACACCUGUUUUUAAUUAAAGAACAGUGUCAGUUUAUCUUAUUUAAACUUUAGUUACUUUAAUUCAAUUUAGUAACGGGUAAAAUUACUUUUAGAAGAGAUUACGCAGUUUACGAAUGGUGUCCAAAAUUACACCGCCUCUACCGUAAUCAAAAUCACCUCAUACGAAACUGUGACUAUACAACUAUAUUAUAUAUAAAGUAGUAGUUAAUAAAAGAAUUGUAAUCAAUUAAUAACUAAGAUACUAUAUAUUAGUUAUUACAUUGUUGUUCAACUGAGCAAAUGAUACAAUAGAGGAUAUCAGUGUUUAUCAAUUGUGCGCUUCUAUAUUAUUAGUGCGAAGCGAAUCAUGCAGAAUAAAAAAUAAAAACUUUGAAUGUUUCGUCAUGAUAUAAACGACUCGUAUGAACACUAAAAUAUUUUGCAUUGGUAUUUUACAAAGGAUAGUAUUUUUUUGCAUAUACAUAAUUGCGUGAAGAGAUGCUUCUUGUAAGUAGAUAUUAAAAAAAGGACAGAAGAUAUUUUCAAAUGUAAAGUGAAAGAACAUCGGAAUGAAAUAAUAAAUUAAUGAAUGCUUCCGAGGUGCAAAUGUUCAGGAACUGAGCUGAGCCAUUGCUAUAAUAGUAUUAAUAUACAGCCCAUUACGUAGAAUAUCUUAUUGCAAGUCGUUGUACUCUCAUCAUUUACCGCUUUCAUUAAACACUACGCUGUUACUUGAAGUAAUUAAAAAAAUAACACCUCAACAUUACCGUAAUUUGUGAAUAUUAAAAAUCGUUGUUAAUAUUUAUGUUAUCGUUGAUCGUUAAUAAUUUCGCGCAUUCGAUGAAUCUCUAAUAUUUGUGUAAAAUAUAAAAGAAAUUUGUUGAACUUAAUUUUUGAACAUUCAAUAAGGAAAGUAUGUGCGUGUGUUGAGAUGUUAUGUAGAUACCUUAAAAACAUGUACAUACGAGGUACGUUGAUAUAUACAUUUCUCCAUAUCAUAUUGUAACAAU